AUGCUCAACCCCGAUGCUUCUGCUCCGGAGCCUCGAACUGACCAUUCCCUCCUUUUUCUAGUACGCAUCUGCGUCUGCGGUGACGAGGGCACUGGCAAGUCCAGCCUCAUUGCUUCGCUGGUCAAGGACGUCUUCAUCUCCAACAAAAUCCAAUCAGUCCUGCCCUCGAUCACGAUCCCCCCCCAGCUCGGCACCCCCGAGAACGUGACGACCACCAUCGUCGACACCUCCGCUCGACCUCAGGACCGCACUACCCUCCGCAAGGAGAUACGAAAAUGCAACGUCAUUCUCCUUGUCUAUUCGGACCACUACAGCUACGAGCGUGUUGCUCUCUUCUGGAUGCCGUAUUUUCGCUCCCUCGGCGUCAACGUUCCCGUCGUUCUGUGCGCCAACAAGUCCGAUCUGACGGGCGAAGGGAACACGCCUCAGGUUGUGGAGGGCGAGAUGCUGCCCGUCAUGUCCGAGUUUCGCGAGAUUGAUUCGUGCAUUCGCUCGAGUGCGAGGGAGCACCGAAACGUCAACGAAGUUUUCUUCCUCUGCCAAAAGGCCGUCACUCACCCCAUCGCCCCGCUGUUCGAUUACAAGGAGGGGAACUUGAAGCCGGCUUGUGUCGACGCGUUAAAGCGGAUAUUCUAUCUGUGCGACAAGGACCAGGAUGGAUAUCUCAGUGACCAGGAAAUGCACAAUUUCCAGACCAAGUGCUUCGACAAGACUCUGACUGCCGAGGACCUGGAAAACAUCAAGCUCUCCAUCAGCAAAGCAGUGCCGAGCCUGUCGACCGAGAAGGGAAUCGACCAGCGAGGGUUCUUGCAGCUGAACAAGAUUUACGCCGAGAAGGGCCGACACGAGACGAUCUGGAUCAUACUGCGCAAGUUUCGCUACACGGACAGCUUGAGCUUGGAAGAUAGCUUCCUGCAUCCCAAGUUUGAUGUGCCAGAGUAUUCGUCGGCAGAGCUGAGUCCCGCAGGUUACCGCUUCUUCGUAGACCUGUUCUUAUUGUUUGAUAAGGAUAACGACGGCGGCCUGAACGACAAGGAACUGGAGGCCCUCUUUGCGCCGACGCCUGGCCUUCCGGCCUCCUGGAUUGAGACCUCUUUCCCAUCUUCGACUGUGCGCAACGAAGCAGGCCACGUCACUCUGCAGGGCUGGCUCGCUCAGUGGAGUAUGACCACAUUCAUGGAACCAAAGACAACGCUUGAAUACCUGGCCUACCUAGGAUUUGAAGCAGCGACUGCUCGAGAAACCACCACUGCUGCUCUGAAGGUGACGAAAUCGCGGAAGCGGAGAAGGCGCCCUGGGAAGGUGGAGCGUAACGUUGUGCUGUGUUACGUCUUGGGUGCCUCUGGGGCUGGCAAGUCGUCGCUCCUGGACGCCUUCCUGAACCGCCCUUUUGACAACCUAUAUCGGCCAACGAUUAAGCCACGACGUGCUGUCAAUAGUGUCGAACUUCCCGGCGGCAAGCAAUGCUACCUAAUCCUGGAGGAGCUGGGUGAACUCGAACCUGCUAUACUGGAAAACCAGGCCAAGCUGGACGCAUGCGAUCUCAUCUGCUACACGUACGACUCUUCGGAUCCCGAUUCCUUCUCCCACAUCGUUGAGUUGCGCAAGCGCUACCCGCAACUGGACGAUCUUCCCAACAUUUACACGGCCUUGAAAGCAGACAAAGACAAGACGACGCAACGCAGUGAGAUGCAGCCGGACACGUACACCUCGAGCUUGAUGAUGAGCACACCCCUGCAUGUCACUGUCAAGUGGUCUAACAUCAACGAACUAUUUAUCACACUGGCGGACGCGGCAACGAACCCCAGCACGGCCUUCCCACGCAGCGAGGAACCGCCUCCGGAUAGGACCAGUUUGUAUCUCGCCUUGGGGGCCACGGCCUGCGCCGGGGUUGCCGCCUUCAUGAUCUGGCGGCGGUCAACGACGUCCGCUUAG
Messenger RNA from Colletotrichum higginsianum IMI 349063, 1935 nucleotides. Its product is annotated as Mitochondrial Rho GTPase. Lineage: Eukaryota; Fungi; Ascomycota; Sordariomycetes; Glomerellales; Glomerellaceae. Gene Ontology annotation, cellular component: mitochondrial outer membrane. Gene Ontology annotation, molecular function: GTP binding; GTPase activity; calcium ion binding. The record is from RefSeq and is a predicted model, not a curated record. Gene Ontology annotation, biological process: small GTPase-mediated signal transduction; regulation of mitochondrion organization; mitochondrion organization. The transcript has a single exon. Bases 1 to 1935 code for a protein of 644 amino acids.